Molecule: messenger RNA, 2236 nt
Organism: Hevea brasiliensis (rubber tree)
Lineage: Eukaryota; Viridiplantae; Streptophyta; Magnoliopsida; Malpighiales; Euphorbiaceae
Product: E3 ubiquitin-protein ligase RSL1
Exons: 4
Coding region: 405-1967 (520 amino acids)
Biological process (GO): ubiquitin-dependent protein catabolic process; protein polyubiquitination; positive regulation of proteasomal ubiquitin-dependent protein catabolic process
Cellular component (GO): cytoplasm; ubiquitin ligase complex
Molecular function (GO): RNA-DNA hybrid ribonuclease activity; ubiquitin protein ligase activity; ubiquitin conjugating enzyme binding
Source: RefSeq, a predicted model, not a curated record
UCCUUUUGCCUCAAUCAUAAAACACCAAACACUUGCACUGUUGCACACCUCUCUCUCUCUCUCUCUCUCUCUCUCUCUCUCUCAAUCAGUUGAUAAUCUUUCUUAAUGCAAGCCAAACAGGAAAGAGAAAAAAAGGGGCAUAAUAUUUAUUGUCAGAUUAGGGGCUCAGAACCCUUAACAGACAAUCAUCAGAAUUAAAUUCCCUUCACAAUGAGGCAUCAUGAGGGAGCUAAGAGAUUGCAUUUUAAUACGGAUUUUUCCCUGUGAUUUGCGAAGAAAUAGAAGCUGAAACACGGAGAUGCAGGUUUUGUGCUGUGGAUUUUGCUUGGAGUUUGAUAUAAAUUAAUCUAAGUUAAAAUAUUUGCUGAACCAUCUCGGGAGUUAUCCGGAGGGUGGUCUUGAAAAUGGAGGAUCAGAUAGCUUUUGGUGAAGUGCCUUCAGUGGAUUUGCUCAGGGAAAUAAAAUUGGAAGAAGAUGAGGAAGAGUUUCGGAGCUGUUGCGGAGAUGAUGAAGUAUGGAAGGAGCAUGAAGAAACAGAGAAGGAAGAGCUUGGGGAAAAUCUUGAUGAAUUUUCAGUGAAUAUGUUUUUCAAAGGCAUCUCAAUAGCCGAGGCAGGGGACUCUGGUUCUGGGUUUUCUGGAAUUGGUGUUGUCAUGGAAAGAACAGCAAACGUUCCUCUCAUUCAGGUGCAAAAGAAGCUGGAUUUCUAUGUGGAGGAAUCUGUUGCUGACUAUUUGGCUCUCAUGGAUGGUCUGACUGAGGCUUUACAGCAUAACAUCUGCCGAGUGUAUGCAUUUACUGAUUCUGACAUGUUAUAUGAUCAGAUAACACAUGAGGAGAAAGUUGAGAUCCCGCUUCUAAUUGCUCUGAGGCAAAGGAUCCUUGAACAUGCCAGUAACCUGGAAAUGUUUGUACUCGAAGUCAUUCCCAGAUUUGAUCUUGAGAGGCCAUUGCGUUUAGCCCAAGUGGCAAUUGGGGUUGUCUCUUUUCCUGCCGAUGGAAAUAAAUCACGUGACAACUGUUCCAUCUGUUGUGAGGAAAAGAUAUCACCAAUGAUGAUCACAAUGAAAUGCUCCCACAAAUUUUGUUCACAUUGUAUGAGAACCUAUGUUGAUGGAAAAGUACGGUCAUCUCAAGUACCAAUCAGAUGCCCUCAGUUAGGAUGCAAAUAUUAUAUCUCCAGCACAGAAUGCAGAUCGUUUUUGCCUCUCACUUUGUAUCAAUGUUUGGAGAAAGCUCUUGCAGAAGCUGAUGUUCUCCACUCAGAUAGAAUCUACUGCCCAUAUCCAAAUUGUUCUGUCCUGCUUGAUCCCCUUGAAUGUCCGUCAGCUAGAGCAAGUUCAUCAAUUCAGUCUGAUAACAGUUGUGUUGAGUGCCCAGUUUGUCAAAGGUUUAUCUGUGUGGAAUGUGGUGUUCCUUGGCAUUCUUUGAUGAGCUGUGAAGAGUUUCAGAACCUGCCAUUGGAAGAAAGAGAUACUGCAGACAUUGCCUUGCAUUGUCUGGCACAAAAUAAAAGGUGGAGGCGGUGCCAACAAUGCCGGAGGAUGAUUGAGCUCAUGCAAGGUUGUUAUCAUAUGACCUGCUGGUGCGGGCAUGAGUUCUGUUAUUCUUGUGGUGCUGAAUACAGGGAUGGGCAACAGACCUGUCAAUGUGCUUUUUGGGAUGAAAACAAUUCUGAAGAUUUUGUUACACAGUCCGUCCAAGAAUCAGAACAAUGGGCAUGGGAGACUUUUAACUCACUACCCAUGCUUGUGGAUGCUUACUCAGAUCAGGAGAGAUCACAACUGGCACUGAUCCAGAGAUUUCUCGCCGGGGGAUUCAGUUUAAGUGAUCAUCACCCAUAUCAAUCCCCUCCCCGCUGUACAGACUCGUAUAUAGAUGCUAUGAAGGAUCUUCAUCAGCUUCCUUGGCUUGAGAGGUUCGUCUCCGUGAUAAGUGACAACUACUAUGAAGACUAUAUUCAGUGAAGCUAAUAUAGGACUGCUAAGAAAUUAGAAAAAAGUUGCAUGUCUUCAGAACAAUGGUUAAAAAGGAGGUAAAAGAGCUUCUUACUCGAUUUACUCCAUUUGCAUUUACAAGGGAGUGCAGAAUUGGCACUUUUUCCUUUGUAGUUUGUAACUGUAUGCUGGAUGAUGUGACCUUAAAGGUCCUUGCGUUAGAACAAAAGGGAGGAGGCACUAUAUGAUGAUUGCUUUUUCCUGGAAAGAAAAUGAAAAAUAGAUAAAUUUUUAAUUAA